This is a messenger RNA of Ectocarpus siliculosus, 3354 nucleotides long. The record is from the annotation of a GenBank genome assembly. Lineage: Eukaryota; Phaeophyceae; Ectocarpales; Ectocarpaceae.
AUGUCGGCGAGAUGCCAGGUGCACCCGGCGGUCAUGCAAGACCUAGGGCUCUACCCCGGCGACCCUGUCUUGGCGCUCACCCUUGUCGGAGGGCGGUCAUCUUCGGCGGCCGCUGCUUCUUCCCUUAUUUCGGCCGCCGCAGCGGGUUCUGAGAGCGUCGGCGGUACUGCUAGCGGCGUGUUCAAGGGCCCGGCACCGACGGCAGACAACUUCGCCCCGGGGGGCACGUUGGAGCUCCGGUGCCUGCUAUGCACGAUCUGGGCCAACCCGCACCUUGCGCUGGCGGAGACGGCUGUCGACGGCAGGAUUCACAUUCCGGUGCCGGCAUCCGCCCUUGCUGUCGCUGCCCCGUCCGAUGCACCCCUGCCGAUAACCGGGGCGGUGGCAGCCACUACCGAAUGCCCGGCUGAUGCCCCGUCGCCCCCCUCCGACGCAGCAAGAGCCGCCGCCGCCGAAAGCCCGAGCCCUACCGCCACCACUGUCGACCCCCCCGCGCAGAAUCUGAUCGCUCGAUUCCUGAGGGCGGCGAACGCCUCCGGACGGGAGGCGGAGAAGGACGGCGAGGGUUACCAGGUAGUUGGAAUCGUUCCUGUGCGUUCUUUGCGGAACGGUCCUGGAACCGGUACGCCGGUGGGGCGUAGGGCUGGGCGCGGGGGCGAUGCGUCACCACCCGCGGCGGGGAGGGUUUCCGCACGGGUGCUUCGGUCCUCGAGGCGACACCGGGGCUCCGCGGUAGGAUUUUUAGGGGGGAUGGGUGGCACCGCAGUGGCUGCGGCGGCGGGGGUGACCGGCGGCAUUCCGGGGGAGAGCGAUGCGUCGUCGCUGCCAGCCUCACCGCCGGCGUUUGAGCACUCGUUCCAACAACGGCAGCAGCAGCGGUAUCUUCCACCCGAGUACACGUCGUUGCUCAAGCGCUCCCUGAGACAUCUCGUCGUGACAGACAGCUGCGAGGUCGCCGUCCCCUCCUGUCCGCGGAGCACGGGCACGAUUCUUGAAGGACCUACGGCGGCGGGGGUGGGGGAGUCAGCGAAUGGCGAUGGAGGUGGUAGUGGUGAUGGUGGUGGGAAAGAGCACCUACCGGCAGAUGGCACAACCUUCCUUCGCAUUGGCGUCGGGGACAAAGGUGGCGGCGACGGUCGCCGGGGAGAGGGGGGCGCCCUAACCUCGCUGUUGGGCGGCGCGGUGUGCGUAGUGGGGCCGGAGUCGCUGGUUCUAGUGGAAAGUGAGGAGAGUAGAGGGGUCGGCGCGAGGGACAGUGAUGUCGAGGCGGGACCACGACACAAAGGGGUGCGGGUACUGGACGGCGCAAGCGCGGGUGGAAGGGGGAGCCCUGGGAAUGACCGACAACGUCGAGAGGAAGUAUCACGUGAACCAAGGCCGCGGGACGGCGGCAACAGAGGGGUGAGGAAGGUUUCCACGAUGACACCGACAGAGGCGUUGAUGGAGCUAAUGCUGCUGCCCAUGACCGCGACAACACCGGCCAAGGCGGCCGGAGGCGCUGAGCUGAAACCGUUGGAGUCCUUGGUCCCCAGAGGCGUGUUGCUCACGGGACCCCCUGGGGUAGGAAAAACCUUCGCCGUCAGGAGCGCUGUUGAGGCCGUGAGGAAUGCAGCUCCUCGCCCUUCUUUUUCGGGGACGGGACGAGGAGAGAUGGACGGCCCGUUCCAGGUUCGACUGACGACGCUCAACGGCGCCGAAAUCCUGUCGCUCGGGCAGUGGGAAGCCUGCCAGGCGUUGCGAGACGCGUUUUCUGCGGCGGAAGAGUGGAGCAAGGGCGAAGGGGGGGGGAGGGCGAGGGGUAACAGAUGUGCCGUCAUAUUCCUGGACGAGGCGGACGCUCUGCUAGCCAGGCGGGACCGAGACGGCGAUAAAGCCGGGGGUGGGGAAGGCGCCAGGGCGCUGGCACAGCUGCUGACUCUGAUGGACGGCUUCCGAGGGGCUGAGGGAUCGUCGCACGUGAUCGUAGUCGGGGCUACCAACAGGCCCGGAGCGUUAGACCCCGCCUUGAGAAGACCGGGAAGAUUCGACCGCGAACUGGCGCUGGCUCCACCCGAUGUGAAGGAACGAGCAGACAUCCUGCGACAUCACUUGAUGAGGGUCAAGGUCGCUGGAGGGGAAUCAACCAUCGAAACGGUGUCCCGCAAGUGCGUCGGCUACGUGGGCGCCGAUCUCGCCGCCCUCGCUCGAGAGGCCGCCCUCUUGGCCGCCAGGACCCAGGCCUCCCGACCAUCUCGCCACGAUGGCGAAGAGAAUCGGCCAUUGGCGGCGGCGUCGAAGGAGGCCUUGGUGGAACCCGAGCACCUCUCUCUGGCGAUGGAAAAGGUGGGGGCGUCGUCGCUACGGGGACACCAGGUUACCGUCCCUGACACACCGUGGUCGGAUAUCGGAGGAAUGGAGGAGGCGAAGGCGAGGCUGAGGCAGGCGGUGGAGUGGCCGGUCGUCCACAAGGCCUCUUUCGAUCGGAUGGGGCUUACACCCCCUAGGGGAAUUCUACUCUUCGGCCCCCCCGGCUGCAGCAAGACUACCCUAGUUCGCGCCGCGGCUACAGCUGCCGGCGCGACAUUCGUGUGCCUCUCGGGAGCCGAUGUGUUUUCCCCUUACCUGGGAGAAGCGGAGGCAGAGAUCAGGCAAGCCUUUCGGAUCGCUCGGAAUGCCGCGCCUGCCAUCCUCUUCUUCGACGAAAUCGACGCAAUCGUCUGCAACAGGGGCGGUGGGGGCAAGGGGUCCGCAAGCUCGGCGGAGUCGCGUGUGCUGGCGACGUUCUUGACGGAGAUGGACGGAGUCGGCAGCCUCAAGGGGGACGGGGUGGUCGUUGUCGGGGCCACGAACAGACCGGAGGCGGUGGACCGCGCGCUUCUGCGGCCCGGGCGAUUCGACCAGGUGGUCUACGCCCCGCUGCCCGAAGAGAACGCAAGGCGGCAGAUCUUCGAAGUACACACGAGGAGGAUGGCGGUCGACAGGGAAGACGUCGACUUCCUCAGGCUCGCUGGCGUCACCAAGGGCUUGACGGGGGCUGAAAUAGAGGGGGUCUGUAGAGAGGCCGCGAUGUCGGCCAUCAGGGAAGCCGGGUUCGGGGGCGACGCAGACAGCAGCACCGACGCCAGCAGCAUCGCCGCAAUCAACACCACCACUAGCAGCAGCACCAUCGCUGCCGACUCGUGCCGACAAAGCGAAGACGAUGUUGGUCCGGAAGAGGUGCAGCAGGCCACGACGAUGGGUAGGGGGAAAGAGAGGCGGAGCGCUGCGGUAGCGAUGCGGCAUCUCAUGGCGGCGGCCGAGGCGGCGGCAGCCAGGCCGGGGGUGACGCAGGAGAUGAUGCAGGGGUACAACCGGUUCGCCUCUGGUCUUGCAUGA